Acanthosepion pharaonis is the source of this 591-nucleotide messenger RNA. The record is from the annotation of a GenBank genome assembly. NCBI's taxonomy places the organism in Eukaryota, Metazoa, Mollusca, Cephalopoda, Sepiida, Sepiidae.
AUGUAUUUUCUUUCCUUAAUUCUUCCCUCCAUUUUUUUUAACUCCGUUUUUGUGUGCGCAUAUGUAGAAUUCCCCCACUACAGCACCACAAAUGCUGUUAUUGCUGUGAAGGUGGUUUUUAUGGCAUUCGUUCAUUCCAUCCUUAAUCACAGUCUUUUCUUCCUUAUUUGUUUCUAUACAAUCCUUUCUAAUUCUUUCCUCUUUUUCUCAUCUAUGCUUCCUCAUUUCUUCCUUCCUUUUUCUCUUCAGUCAUUCCUAAUUCCGUUCUGUUCAAUCCUUCCUUUUCUCUUCCAACAUUUCUUAUUCCUUUCUCACAGAUUCUUCCUAAUUCCUUUCCCUUUAAUGCUUAAUAAUUCCUUCCUCUUCACCCUUCCUAAUUCCUUUCUUUUUUUUUUUCAUUUAUUUUUUUACACUUAUCCUUUCCUUUCUCAUCGUAAUCUUUUAUUCCCUUUUUUUCUCUGCUUUCAUUUUCCUGUCUCUCAUUCACUUGCUCAUUUCUUCUUUCCUUUUUUGUUUUUAUUCUGUUUUCUUUCUACUUUUCUCUGUCUUUUUUUUCUGUGCUUUCUUUCCAAUUUUAUUCCCCAAAAAUAA